Messenger RNA from Gastrolobium bilobum, 840 nucleotides. RefSeq names its product serine/threonine-protein phosphatase 7 long form homolog. The coding region runs from base 1 to 840 and encodes 279 amino acids. The transcript is spliced from 4 exons. Gene Ontology annotation, biological process: meristem maintenance; meristem development. Lineage: Eukaryota; Viridiplantae; Streptophyta; Magnoliopsida; Fabales; Fabaceae. The record is from RefSeq and is a predicted model, not a curated record.
AUGACUGACUCGUCAUCGUCGGAGUCACCUCGGUCUACAUCCGAUACUGAGGCUCGAGCCGAGCCUUCGGAUCCCAAGACACACGUGCUUCCAGGACCGUACAGGUGGGACGUACUUAGGAGGCGCACGCAACGCACACAUGUUUCACAGAUUGUGUGGAACGAGGAGAAGUGUCACCAGUGCAAGACUAGACGAGACUACCUGCAGCAGGCUGGCUUCCUACAUGUCGCCCGCAUGGGACAUAUUCAGAUUGAUCCCAUGCUGAUUAGUGCUCUGGUGGAGAGGUGGAGACCAGGGACACAUACCUUCCACAUGACCCAGGGCGAGAUGACCAUUACGUUGCAGGAUGUUGCGGCUAUAUUGGGAUUGCUGACUGAUGGGAGAGUGGUUACGGGUGCUACAUCCACGAACUGGCGGGUCCUGUGCGAGGAGGUGCUUGGUCACGCCCCGCUUGUUUCAGAGCAGUCGUACGAGGACGUUAAGCUCGCAUACUUAGAUAGACAUUAUGCGCAUUGGGGCGCAGUGGCUGCGGAUGCACAACAGGUUAUAUUUUCACUAAGCGUCGUCAGAUGUCGCUACAUUGCGUUGCUUGCAGGAGAUUUUGGAGACAUUGGACAAUACAGUUUGGGAUCUGCUGUUCUCGCACAUUUGUUUAGACAAAGGUGCGAGCUUACUGACCCGCGCAGAUCAGACAUGGGUGGGUGUCAUAUACUACUGCAGAUAUGGGCGUGGACCAGGUUUCCACCUAUUGCCCCUCCUCUUCCUCAGCCUACUCACCCGGAGUGGCAUUUCGGGCACCGAUAUGAUCAUUCAAGCAAUUGUGGUCUCCACCCCAUUUAG